Messenger RNA from Stomoxys calcitrans (stable fly), 1291 nucleotides. Its product is annotated as guanine nucleotide-binding protein subunit alpha-11. The record is from RefSeq and is a predicted model, not a curated record. Gene Ontology annotation, molecular function: guanyl nucleotide binding; G-protein beta/gamma-subunit complex binding; G protein-coupled receptor binding. The coding region runs from base 148 to 1221 and encodes 357 amino acids. Gene Ontology annotation, biological process: adenylate cyclase-modulating G protein-coupled receptor signaling pathway. NCBI's taxonomy places the organism in Eukaryota, Metazoa, Arthropoda, Insecta, Diptera, Muscidae. Gene Ontology annotation, cellular component: heterotrimeric G-protein complex. The transcript has a single exon.
AGUUUAAUAAGGUUUCCAACAAAGUCGUGUUUGAUAUUUGCUGGAAAUUAUUUAAAUUUUUUGUGGGUGUUUAAGUCCAAUAAUCCUUAUUUGAGAGAAACAAAAAAACCUUAAUAAUUUUGAAUAACCAUACCCAUUUAUACUGAAAUGUGCGAAUUUAAUAUGCUAGAUCUUUGCCUGAGUGGGGAGGCGAAAGAGCAGCGGCUGCACAGCAGAAUAUUGGACAGACUUUUAAAGGAAUCAAAACGCAUGGAAAAACAUGAAAUCAAGUUGCUUUUGCUGGGAACCGGUGAAUCGGGAAAAUCGACCUUUAUUCGGCAAAUGCGUAUUAUCUACGACAAUGGAUACCCUGUUAAAGAAAGGCUGGAAUAUGUUAAACCCAUUAUACAAAACAUUGCAACCUCAGUGCAGGCUAUGAUAAAGGCCAUGGAGGAGCUGAAUAUUAAAUAUGAGCAUGAAGAAAGUCAACGCCAUGCUGAGUUGUUUAUGAAGCUCAAUUGCAAUGACCUCACCCGCUUACCUGAUAUCUUCUUGGGCGCGAUCAACAGUUUGUGGCAAGACGCCGGAAUUCAGGAAUGCUAUCGGCGACGUAAUGAAUAUCAACUAACCGAUUCCAUAAAAUACUAUUUGACACAUAUCAAUCGCAUCGGGGGCCAUGAAUACCUGCCCACUGAAGACGACAUUCUGCAUGUGCGUGUGCCAACCACAGGUCUUGUCGAAUAUCCGUUCAAAAUUCAAAACAUUACAUUUCGUAUGAUCGAUGUCGGAGGUCAGCGCUCGCAACGCCGCAAAUGGAUGCACUGUUUCGACAAUGCCAAAGUGAUUAUUUUUCUGGUCGCCAUCUCCGAAUAUGAUCAAGUUUUGAGGGAGUUGGAACAGACAAAUCGCCUCAUCGAGGCUAGGAAUGUGUUUCAGUCGAUUGCCAAUUACGAGUGGUUCAAAGAUGAUACUUCAAUCGUGAUGUUUUUCAAUAAAACCGAUCUGCUGGAGGAGAAAUUGAGAUAUUCCGAUUUAGCAGCAUAUUUCCCAGACUACACAGGACCCAAAAAUGACUACUUAGCAGCAAGGGAUUUUAUACGAGCAAUGUUUUUGUCGGUUACCGAUAGAACGAACAUCUAUAAACACUUUACUUGUGCCACAGAUACCAAGAAUAUCGAAGUCGUAUUUGCGGUUGUUCGUGACACCAUUUUAGAACAUCACUUGAAAGGAGCCUUGGUGUAAUACUUCAUCGCUUUGCAUUGCUUUUAACGCAAAAAUAACCAACAAAUAUAAAUAUUCGAAGAAAUAUAAA